AUGUCAAACCGCCCGAGUCUACCCAAUUUGGAUUUCGGGGAUAUUGAUAUCACUCCACCGAGCUUAAAACGACAAUCUCAGCCCUACAUCAAACUUUCUAGAGACGCAACCCCUCAUGAAACUGAAUCGAUAGCACAAAUCCCUUCAUCGUUCAGUGAUGCAUCUUCUCUUCUCGAUUCUACGAGCCUUACACCAAAUGUAUCCAUCAAAUCAAUCCCGUCGUACUCCCAAGCGAGGAUCCAUGAUAUUCGCCAUUUGUUGAUAGACUAUUACAUUCAUUGGAAGUGGGAAUCCUUCGCAAGUCUUUUCAUUCUUGCUUGUCCAAUCAUUAUCAUCACGACACUUUACCCCUACGCAGAACAACCUUUACCGCAGUGGCCUUUCCAAAUAUCAAUCAAUACACUUCUAUCUAUCUACAGUCUUGUGUUCAAAACGUGUCUAACUUUUGUCAUUGCUUCGUGCAUCGGACAACUUCAAUGGUCUUGGUUUUCUUCCCAUCGCCCGCUUUACGAUCUCGUUCGUUAUGAUAGAGCUACUCGGGGGCCAUGGGGCUCUGUUCAACUACUAUGCUCUAAUCAUAUUCGGCACCCACUGACUGGACUCGGCGCCGUGAUAUUGAUAGCUGCAGUCGCUAUUGAUCCUUUUAUUCAGCAACUGGUUUCGCCAUACGAUUGCAGCAUAGCACUCCUAAAUCUCAAUGCCACGUUACCCCGCACCAGCCAGUUUGAUCUAGAUCCGGCUAUAUUUAAUACUACUUCCCGAUUAUUUCCAGUUAGAUUUACAGACUAUACCCCAAGCACCUAUAUCGCUUCGCAAUGUUCAACAGGAAACUGCACAUUUUCACAGAUGUACGGAACUCUAGCAUACUGUAGCAGCUGUGAAGACUUUUCGGACAAGCUAUUUCUCGAGACGAAAUGUUAUGAUAAGGAAAGCGACACUAAUGCCACUUCUGCAACAGGAUAUUGUGCCAAUAAUCUGAUUUCUUUUGCAACAACUAGUUUUUACGUAGGAGAUGAUCCUAAGUCUGAAGACUCACUAGGGGGUUAUUGGAUCAAUGUGACAAUUCCCCCCUCGAUUCCUGGCGGCGAUGCAAACGGCAAACUGGCAACUUCGAUAUUGGAGGGUAAAAAUAGACUGGCAAAUCACAAUCAAUUUAUACCCGGCGAGAACGCAUAUAUCCUAGUACCGAGGACCGUCGACCCAAUUAAACGUGUCGAUCCGAACACGGGGAAACCCUGGACGGAUUGUAAUACCACAGUGGCAUUAGAUACAUGGCGCUGUCAAGGAUAUGGUGCAGCGGUAUGUUCGUUACAACCAUGUGUCCGCACAUACAAUGCAACGAUAAACGGAGUCCAACUGAAUGAACAUAAGAUCUCCAGCUCGGGGACCAGUCACUGGGGAGUUGUUUCAAAAAUUCAUGAUGAGUUUGGGAGUUAUGAAUAUACUUGGAUAGGAAUGAUUGAUACACACUGCAUAUCAGGAGAGGAGAAUGAAACACUAAUAAAACAAGGCUAUAAAAUUGACAGCUCUUCGCAAUGGCUUCCUUUCAACAGGUCUAUCGUUUUGUCUCAGGCUGAAGAAAAUCUGGUUUCAUCUCUCCUCUUACAUCGUUGCUUGUAUCUCAUGGAAUACCACCGGCCGUUGGACGGUAUAUUCCCAUACUGGAGGGAAGUGUUGGGCAACUUCUGGGGCGUGGUAAUCAACCAAGGUUCUGGAUUAUCAAAUGAUGGACUAGUGAGCUUCUUUGACAUGACAGGUCCGCAAAUGAUGGUAGAUCUAUAUAACAACGGUUAUAUCGAGUUUAAAGAUGUACAAGAGAAAUUUUCAAAUAUUUCAGAUAUAAUGACUGCCUGGAUCCGGGCCCAUGGUAAUAGUACAUCCUCAGACCCUGCUAUCGGAGAGGUUCUACACUACGCAACAUGUUUGCACGUUCGAUGGCCAUGGUUCGCAUUCACAGCGACCCUAGCAUUACUUUCGCUAGCUUUCUUUAUAGCAAUUGUGGUGGUUACAGCUAGACAACGGCUACCGGUAUGGAAAUCCUCACCAUUGGCAUUGAUGAUAGGAGGACCAAACGCGAAAAUCUCGAGCGAAUCUACUCUUGAUGUGAUAGAGAAGAAGUCCAAGAAACUUUUAGUUACACUGGUCAAAGGAUCUAAUCCACAUGUUCAGAUUGUGGGAAAAGACAAUGGGCUUGUGGAUUUGGCUGAUGGGGGAAUCAGGAACUCGAUCUCAACACUGAGGGACGACUUGAUGGGAUAA
Sclerotinia borealis F-4128 is the source of this 2259-nucleotide messenger RNA. Lineage: Eukaryota; Fungi; Ascomycota; Leotiomycetes; Helotiales; Sclerotiniaceae. The record is from the annotation of a GenBank genome assembly.